Molecule: messenger RNA, 4206 nt
Organism: Betta splendens (Siamese fighting fish)
Lineage: Eukaryota; Metazoa; Chordata; Actinopteri; Anabantiformes; Osphronemidae
Gene: pggt1b
Product: protein geranylgeranyltransferase type I, beta subunit
Exons: 9
Coding region: 35-1138 (367 amino acids)
Biological process (GO): protein geranylgeranylation
Cellular component (GO): CAAX-protein geranylgeranyltransferase complex
Molecular function (GO): CAAX-protein geranylgeranyltransferase activity
Source: RefSeq, a predicted model, not a curated record
CCGGAAAGGUUUCCCCAGAGGUGCGGAUGCAAAGAUGGCGGAAGAGGAGAACCAGUUUGAAGAAUUUGAUCAAAUAGACUUUUUAAGAGAUAGGCAUGUACGAUUCUUCCAGAGAACUCUCCAGGUGUUACCUGAGAGAUACGCCUCGCUGGAAACAACUAGGUUAACUAUUAUAUUUUUUGCCCUGUCUGGUCUCGACGUGCUGGAUGCCCUCGAUGUGAUUGAGAAGAACAUCAUGAUUGAAUGGAUCUACUCAUUACAGGUUCUGCCCACAGAGGAUCAAUCAAAUCUAAGUCGUUGUGGGUUUCGAGGAUCGUCUCACAUUGGAAUUCCUUACAGCACAAAGGGCCCUGGGGUGCUCCAUCCAUAUGACAGUGGCCACGUGGCUAUGACCUACACUGGGCUGUGCUCGCUGCUCAUACUGGGAGAUGACCUGAGUCGGGUUAACAAGCAGGCCUGUCUGGCUGGUCUCAAAGCACUGCAGCUGGAGGACGGCAGUUUCUACGCCGUUCCAGAAGGAAGUGAAAAUGAUAUCCGCUUCAUCUACUGUGCAGCCAGUAUCUGUUACAUGCUGGAUGACUGGUCAGGCAUAGACAUCCAAAAGGCCAUUGAAUACAUCAGAGGAAGUUUGUCCUACGACAAUGGUUUUGGCCAGGGAGCUGGGAGAGAGUCGCAUGGCGGCUGGACGUACUGUGCUAUAGCUUCUCUGUGCCUAAUGGGUCGACUGGAGGAGGCGCUGAGUCAGCGGGAGCUGGACAGGAUCCGGCGCUGGUGUAUUAUGAGGCAGCAGACUGGCUUCCAUGGACGCCCCAACAAACCCGUAGACACAUGCUACUCCUUCUGGGUGGGAGCGACGCUCGAGCUGUUAGACGUGUUCCAGUACACCAACUUUGAAAAGAACAGGAGUUUCAUCCUGUCCACGCAGGAUCGCCUGGUGGGCGGAUUUGCCAAGUGGCCUGACAGCCAUCCAGACGCUCUGCAUGCCUACCUAGGGCUGUGCGGACUGUCUCUGAUUGGGGAGCCCAGUCUGAGGAAGGUCCACCCAGCUCUCAACAUCACCCAAAGAGCCUUUCAGCACCUCCAGCAUCUGCAGCAGACGUGGAGGGGCAGCGCUGGCAGCUGCAGCAGACAGCACUGACAGCAGGACGCCUCUGAGCGGGUCCGGUACACAGCCGCCACUCAAAGGAAACUGGGACGACGCUUGGCCCACUCACCUGUGUGGCCUCCUGGUUCCGGACUUCUUUUAAGAUUCCAAUUGCGCACCAGUGACUUUGUGGAGCUAUAGUUCUGCUAAGCAAUACAUGCCACACAUUUUGCUGCCUUUACAUUACUAUUAAUAGACAGUGUUAAAUAUUAUGUAUUAUGGUUUGUGGGAAUAUGUCGAUGUGCCAGAAAGUCGAAUUUGAGUCAGAGGAAAAAUCCAGAUGCCUCAUUUUUGCCAACCCUUUAGAGCGUUUUUAUUUGUUGUGGACUUGUUGUCAGCGUCAUUGACUGCUGUAAAUCCUGCUAGCGAAGGAUGAACACUACUGACUCGCUGCACACACAUCACUGUCUGAGGUAUCACUAUUUUAAUGAUUUUGGAGGCCUUCAGGGCUUUUCAGUCGGCUGUUCCGAUUUUGGAAAGGAGGAAACUGUUUGGGCAACCACUUAUUAGAAGCAGACGUGAGCCUGACAUUCCUGCGUUGUUGGACAGAUGCUCUUUGGAGACACUGUGUUUCAGACUGGUACUGUGCUUUCUCCCUCCCCUCUUAUCAUCUCAGUCUUCACAUUUUGCUCCUGGACCACUUGAAAGCCUUAAGCUCUCUAGUCCCAAUGGUGAACGCCAGCCUGGAGUGUUUACUCUCCUGAGCUCCUCAGCUGCUCCGCAGCAUCCUAUAAUUUCACCACUGCAGGCUUUUUUCUGUGAUUUAUACGAUAAUAAGAGCGGCGGUGAAAUUCACAGCGAAGGCAGUAAAGAGCAAACAACUACCUUAAGGGCCAGAUCUUUGACUGCUGGUGGAAAAAUCAAUGCCUGCGAGAAGAGAUUAUAAAGUCAAUUCAUAUACAGGUCGUAUCUUGCUGGAAUAUUAUGGAGGGAAAAUCCUUAUUUCUCUCCGAGGAAGCAGCGUUUUAUUUGAGCAGCAGAUUCCACCAACACUUGACUCCUGAGCUCUAGACAGAUCAUACAGUCUGUGCUCCCUUUAAAACACCAGGCGGCCUGAAAUCAAUAGGAGCACGGUGAGACUGUGGUAUCGUAACUUGGGGAAAAUGCUUUCCGGCACUAUUGAGCUGUUAUUUUCAGAACAGAUGGGACGCCAGCAAAAACAAAAGAACAAUGCACAUGAGCAGAGUGAUUACUAUUAUUGUUACUGUAUGGUCACUUCCCUUUGACGCCUGAAGUGUCGGCUUCAACCCACAUUUGACAGAGUUUUGUAAUCCUAUACAUGGACUCUUUCAUUCUCAUUGCUGCUGAGUCUAUUGAUGGUCAGGCAACGUAUAGCUUUUAAAAUCUUAUCACGACACACACAUAAGCAGUGAAAUCUGAUUGUCUGAAGUCUGAUAUUCUCACCUUCUCUGAUUCCCAGCAAGCGGCUUCACACAUUCCUUCCCGCCACACCCUUUAAUUAAAGCGCAACAGUCAAAUCAAACACCUGCUCCCUGAAUUUACAAGAGACGGGGACAAUAACACAGCAGGUCAGAUCCGUCUGUAACACAUCACUUGGGAGAAUCCACUGUGUUUAACUGAAUAUAAAAAUAGUAUCUGGUUCUUUCCACCGACUUCGAAACCAGACCAGGCAGACAGAGGAAAGCAGAGAAGUGGAGGAGAAGCCAAUAAAUAAAUAAUCGGACACAUGUAUUAUUAAACGUGAACUGUCGGCAUCUGAGAUCUCCUCUCUGAACCCUGAACACCUCUGGCGCUGUGUGUUUUUGUUUUGAUGCACGUCCGUUGCAUCUGUCAACAAUUUUUUCUUAAAAUAUUUUGAGUUUUAUUGCCAAUUUACAAGCUCCACGAAAUCUUUCACACUGCGUAGAACUGUAUUUUGUGUCGCUGUGACGUGUCUGAAUGAUCUGGAGAUGAGUGGUCUCGACCAUCAUCACUGUGGAGAUCUUGGCAUUUCUCUCUUAUGUGUCUUCUGUCGUCCCUUUUGCUGUUUGCACCCUUCUUCAGCUCUUUCCCUGGUUUCCCCACACGGGGGCUUUCCUGCCAAUUUGAUCAACAUUUCAUUCUUAACCUGUUGGAGAGAGCGUCCGUGAUCAAUAAGCUGUAAUAAUAAUAAAACGUGGCUGUAGAUAGAUGAAGGUUGUCUAUAUGACCUUCCAACCGCUUUUAGCAGCCAGAGAAGAGUGGCUGACACUGUGUCACAUCAACCCACUCACUCAGACGUGAGUGUGGAACGUGCCUGACUUUUCGUUCUCUCUGGAUGUUCUGACUUCAGACUUCACUACAUGUGCAGCGUGUUCAAAUUGGCUGAAUACUGAAGCGAACAGGACGCAGGGAAGGUCCACACAGUCUAGUGCCUGCUCUGCACGCUGUCUGUUCUCAUCCCACUUAUCCGACCAGAGCAACACUGACGGGUAGGAGCAGCUUUCCUAGAAUCGCGUUGGAUCGAUGUUGUUCCCACAAGAUGGGGGGAAAAAUUCACUGUGGCGCGAUCCAUAAACGCUUACUCGAAUUAAACACGACGCCCGAAAGAGAAGAUGCUGAAGCUGCAACUCUCUGCCCACAAAGGCUGCACUCCAGCGUUUGUUGUAUAGCUGCUCGUUUGUGCCACGUCACGCUGCGGCCGAUGCUCUCCGUCACUGCUUGAACUGGGGGGGGCUUUAACAGCAGCUGCAGUGAAAGCUGUGAGACAGCUGCUCCAGCGACGCGAGAGUCUUUUUAAAAUGCAGCCAAAAUGACACACGUGGUCGAUCCCGAACCGCAUAUGUAACCAUACAUGAUGUACCUGUGAAUGGAAUGGAAUUUAUUUUUUCUAUGCUUUGUAGGAACAUUAAGUGUAGAUAAACAUGACAAACAAAUGUCUGUAAAUAUGUGACAUCUAUUGUGCAAGUGCUCAAGACGGAAAAAAAUGUUUACAGCCACAUCCCUGAGACAGAACCAGAUAUGCAAAUGUUUCUAUGUGACGUGUCGCAGCCCCUCGGCUGUGAGUGUGGGACAGUAAUGUUGAUUGUAGCUUGGCAGUGCUUAUAAUAUUUAUGGUAAAUAAUAAAAUGUACUAACUUUUA